This is a messenger RNA of Acromyrmex echinatior (Panamanian leafcutter ant), 2457 nucleotides long. RefSeq names its product 4-vinylanisole receptor-like. NCBI's taxonomy places the organism in Eukaryota, Metazoa, Arthropoda, Insecta, Hymenoptera, Formicidae. Gene Ontology annotation, cellular component: plasma membrane. Gene Ontology annotation, biological process: detection of chemical stimulus involved in sensory perception of smell; sensory perception of smell. The record is from RefSeq and is a predicted model, not a curated record. Gene Ontology annotation, molecular function: olfactory receptor activity; odorant binding.
AUGAAUGUGAAUAUUCUUCAUCGUGAUGAUGUCAGACGCACUGUGAAUGUUACGCGUGGUGUCCUAAACCUAAUCGGCUUAUGGCCGUUGCCUGGCAAUUCGUCUACUCUUAGAAUUAUUCAGACAAAGAUGCUCAGGAUUCUGUCUCAGGUCCUUCUCUACUUUAUUAUUGUGCCGGGUGUACUUACGAUGUUCCUCAAGGAAUCAAAUGCGCGUCGGCGCAUCAAGAUGAUAGCUCCUAUAUGCAGCUGCUCGAUGGCGGUGCUAAAACAUACGUUGAUGAUUUAUCGAAGUAAUCGAAUCAAAGAUUGCAUCGAGCACAUUGAUAAAGAUUGGAAUAAAGCGAGCCUGAUAGGAGACCGCAGAAUCAUGAUGAGCAAUUCGAAAAUCGGACGCAGCCUUGCGAUCUUCUGCGUAGCCUUCGUAUACGGCAGCGGAUUCUCGUACCGCACAAUCGUGCCAUUAUCUCGCGGAAUCAUCGUCACACCGCAAAACGUGACAAUCAGACCGAUGGGAUUCGAUGGUUAUUAUGUAUUCGUCGAUCCACAGAAGACGCCAGCUUACGAGAUUAUCUUUUCACUCCAAUUUGUCUCCGGGUUUGUGCAUUGUUCGGCAACCAGCGGAGCUUCUAGUUUGGCAAUUCUUCUGGUAUUGCAUGCCUGUGGUCAAUUAAAAAUUCUCAUCACUAGAAUAGAGGAUCUCACGCAGGCUAAGUACUUCUCUGAUAAAUAUGCCAACGGGAAAUUGGCAGCUGUCGUGAGGCAGCAUAUUAGAAUAAAGAGUUUUCUAAGCAAGGUAGAAGAAAUUUUGCAAUAUAUAUGUUUGGUGGAAGUAGUCGGGUGCACGUUCCUUUUGUGUCUUCUUGGAUAUUAUAUAAUAAUGGAGUGGGAAAAUAACAAUGCAGUAUCUAUGCUAACGUAUACUAUACUUCUUUUAACAUUUAUUUUUAAUAUCUUCAUAUUAUGUUACAUCGGUGAGCUUCUCACGGAUCAGAGCACAAAGAUGUACAUCACUUUUUGUACUUUCGACUGGUAUCGAAUUCCACACAAAACUGCUCGCGGUCUCGUUUUGAUAAUCGCGAUGUCUAGUAUUCCUAGUAAAAUUACUGCGGGAAAAUUUAUGGAUCUAUCUUUAAAUAGUUUCGGUGCUAUUAUGCGAACAUCUGUGGCAUAUCUGAAUAUAUUACUGACUCGUAUUAUUCUGCGAUCAAUCGGCGCGUGGCCGAGUCCAAAUUACGCCUCCAACAUGGAAAGAAUUGCUACUUGUUUUCAAAACGUCAUUUGUCACUUUUUAUUCGGGUUCAUCAUUGUGCCGGGUCUUCUACAAGUAUUUCUAAAGGAACACGAAUUCAAACGUAGAGUCAGACUGCUUGCGCCAAUUGUGAAUGCUUCGAUGAGUUGGAUAAAGUAUUUCAUGAUACUGAAUCACGCAAAGAAGAUUCAAUCUUGCCUGAAUCGGACGCAUCAGGAUUGGAGCGAUACGAUUAAUGCAAGCGAUAGGAAAGCGAUGCUGUCUACAGCGAGAGUAGGCCGAAAGUUUGCGAUUUUUUCUGCUGUCUUCAUGUAUACCGGCGGACUAUGUUAUCGAAUAAUCAUGCCAAUUUUGAAGGGUCGUAUACUCACACCGGAGAACAUCACGGUGAGAGCGCUGGCAUUACCGAGUUACUUCAUUAAGUUCGAUGGACAAGUGUCACCAGCGUACGAGAUCGUCUAUACUUUGCAAGCCUUCGCAGGAGUAGUUACCUAUUCGACAAGAGUCAGUGCAGCCGGCUUGGCUGCAUUUUUUAUCAUGCACGUUUGUGGACAAUUAAGCAUUAUAAUGGGCAAACUGCAGAAUCUCAACAACAUAACGAAUUCUAACGAUCGAGCUGUCGCGAUAUUACUGGCUAAUAUCGUACAGCAUCAAAUAAAAGUGAAAAAUUUUCUAGCACAAGUAGAGGCAACGAUGCGAUAUGUAUGGUUAGUGGAAAUAAUGGGCUCUAGUCUACUUUUAUGCCUUUCAGGCUAUUAUAUUAUUAUGGAAUGGCAGAAUAAUGACUUAACAGUUAUGUUAAUUAUGUCUGUGAUGCUUAUAUCUUUCAUUCUUUCCAUUUUUACCUACUGUUAUGUGGGUCAACGAUUGACAGAUCAGAGCAUCAAGGUUGGAUUAAUGACGUCCACGACAAACUGGUAUCAUCUUCAGUACAAAAGAGCCCGUUGUUUAAUACUGAUAAUGGCAGUUUCCAAUAUUCCGGCAAAAAUUUCGGCAGGCAGAAUGAUAGACAUAUCUCUACCUACAUUCAGUAACAUCGUUAAAACAUCGAUGGCGUACUUUAAUAUGCUCCUAAAAUUUGCGUAAUUUUGAUGAAAUAAUUAUAAUAACAGUACAGUACACGAUAUUAAUCUGUAAUUGACGCUAUCUUUCAAAUGAUUAACAAGAUGAAGGGCCAAUCUUCUUAUUGUAAUUUUAAUUUUCUCC